This is a messenger RNA of Galendromus occidentalis (western predatory mite), 725 nucleotides long. RefSeq names its product probable bifunctional dTTP/UTP pyrophosphatase/methyltransferase protein. The transcript has 5 exons. NCBI's taxonomy places the organism in Eukaryota, Metazoa, Arthropoda, Arachnida, Mesostigmata, Phytoseiidae. Gene Ontology annotation, molecular function: nucleoside triphosphate diphosphatase activity. The record is from RefSeq and is a predicted model, not a curated record. The coding region runs from base 93 to 725 and encodes 210 amino acids.
CUCGCGGGAAGAACUCAACAACGAGUUUCGGAGCACCCUUCAGAAAGCCGGUCGCGUCUCGAUAUAGGCGGAAUCGCGGAAGAGUCGUCGAAAUGAUUGGACCCUACUUGGAACGGCUGAAUCGCCUUCGUAUUAUCCUUGCGAGUGCUUCAGCCAGGAGGAAGGAAAUUCUCGAACAGAUCGGACUCAAGUUCGACGUCGUCCCAUCCGCCUUCGAAGAAAAUCUUGACAAGAGUUCUUUCAAGGAACCACAGGAUUAUGCGCUAAGGAACAGCGAGCUGAAAGCUAAACAGGUGGCCGAAUCUGUUGAUGCAUUCGAUCUCAUCAUCGCUUGUGAUACGAUUGUGACUUGUCGAGGAAGCAUAUACGAAAAACCGAAAGAUCCGUCCGUAGCUAUACAAAUGUUGAAAGAUUUGAGCGGAAGCACGAGCGAGGUCCACAGCGGACUGACGUUCGUGACUGUCGAUUCCAAUGGCUCGAGGAAUUUCACGUCGUUCACGGAAAGCACAACUGUGGAAUUCUGCGAACUAUCAGAAGAAGUGAUCACAACUUACGUGCGCACCGGGGAACCGCUUGAUAAAGCCGGAGCAUACGGCAUACAAGGACACGCAGCAUGUCUGGUGAAGAGCAUAAACGGAGACUUCUAUAAUGUUGUCGGAUUCCCCUUGAAUCAUUUUUGCCGUCAGCUAUCCGAUGUUAUACAGCAGGGCAAAAUGAAACUCUGA